This is a messenger RNA of Tachyglossus aculeatus (Australian echidna), 3350 nucleotides long. Its product is annotated as AP-3 complex subunit sigma-2. The coding region runs from base 65 to 646 and encodes 193 amino acids. The transcript has 6 exons. Gene Ontology annotation, cellular component: membrane coat; AP-3 adaptor complex; intracellular membrane-bounded organelle. The record is from RefSeq and is a predicted model, not a curated record. Lineage: Eukaryota; Metazoa; Chordata; Mammalia; Monotremata; Tachyglossidae. Gene Ontology annotation, biological process: Golgi to vacuole transport; intracellular protein transport.
GGGGCGCAGCGCCCGACGACCAUCACCACGACGACCAUCACCACGACGACCACCCCGAGAGAAGAUGAUUCAGGCGAUCCUCGUGUUCAACAACCACGGGAAGCCGCGGCUCGUCCGCUUCUACCAGCGCUUCCCAGAGGAGAUACAGCAGCAGAUCGUCCGGGAGACUUUCCACCUGGUCCUCAAGCGAGAUGACAACAUCUGCAACUUCCUGGAGGGCGGAAGUUUGAUCGGCGGCUCUGACUACAAGCUGAUCUACCGUCACUACGCCACGCUAUACUUCGUGUUCUGUGUGGAUUCCUCGGAGAGUGAGCUGGGCAUCUUGGACCUGAUUCAGGUCUUUGUGGAAACCUUGGACAAGUGUUUUGAAAAUGUCUGCGAAUUGGACUUGAUCUUCCACAUGGAUAAGGUUCAUUACAUCCUGCAGGAGGUGGUCAUGGGAGGCAUGGUGCUGGAGACCAACAUGAAUGAGAUUGUGGCGCAGAUCGAAGCUCAGAACAAGCUGGAGAAGUCAGAGGGAGGCCUUUCGGCGGCCCCGGCCCGGGCUGUCUCCGCCGUGAAGAACAUCAACUUGCCCGACAUCCCACGGAACAUCAACAUCGGCGACAUCAACAUCAAAGUGCCCAACCUGUCCCAGUUCGUUUGAGGGCCGAGGAAGCGGCACAGUCGCCGGGCCGCCCGACAUCCCGCCAACCGGCUGAGCCCGGGCCUCUCCAGAGCCCCAGGGGUGGUGAGCUGAGGCCUGGUUCAUCGGUGCUGGGGGUGAACUCAGUGCGGUCAUCUCUCCGCUGGGCGCUCGGCUCCCCAGACUGGUCCUGGCAGCUCUGCCCUUUAGCGUGGCUCUGGUCGCUUCCCAGAACCCCCGGCCUUUCACUCCUGUGGGCAGACUCGUUGGCUGGGAGGCACUAUUUGAGGUAGUACUCAAUUGGGAGGCAGAGCUGAUUCUUCCUCCAGGGCCACCCUCAGCCUCACAUGCAUUCCAUGGUUCUGAUUUAACAUAUAUGAACCGGAGAAUAGGGCCGAAGAGCGGGCCUCUGAUCCAGGCCCAUCCUGGCUGAACAAUGCCCACCUGAGGAGAGGCUAGAGGCUGGGGGAGGCUCAGGGGUCACAGUUUCCAGCUGUCCAGACCCAUAGCCCUGGUGUACCUGGUGGAAAGGAUCCCCCUCUCCCAAUCCUCCUCCCAUCGGGUGUCACCAGAGGGGCCAUGCUGAUGAGCAGCACCUGACCCCACUCUAAGUAAGCACCCCCCUUUCUCUCAUUGCCCAACUAGCAGCCCAGUCAGCCUCUGAAGGGCACCUGGUUUGGGCUCCCCAGAGGCCAAAGGAGAUGCUCUGCAUGGAGCUUGGACAGUCUCUAGUUUCCUGCUCUGAUGUCGUUAUUCUAGGGGCGCUCUGAGGGGCUGCCGGAAAGAGCAUCUCUUCUCCCUGGCAGCCCGUUGGCUUCCUGGCCCUCUUCCCUGGCCCCUACCGGUUCCUCCGUCACGAGGCUCCCCACCUCCAAAAUGGCUCUGGAGCACCCAAGGCUGGGAAAACAGAGAGGGCCGGGGUGCUUCUGACCAGCAGGGUUGGGGAGACAGGGGUGGGGGGUGGCAAACCUAAGCCCCUGCUUCAUCAGUUCCAGUGUGAAACAUCCUCCCUGCCAGCCCCCCACCUGCCAGGGGCUUCCCGUAUAUGCACACCCCAUUUCCCCUAGCUUCUGGAAACCAGGAAUAGUUCCUGUCUGAUCUGUCGUCUCUAGGCUCUGUCCCCUGCCGAAUCGGGCCACAUUGCUGUUCUACCAAUUCCUGCUUAACUAAAUGUCUCCCAGGGCCUGGACUGAGGCAGUGAGCAGCCACUGGUAAUCGGUGUGGGUUCUGUAGAUACCCUCCAGUGGUUCCAAUAAAAGCUCGCCAGUCUGACCAGGAACUCCAUUGUCCCCUUUGUCCUGCCUGGGUGUGCCGGCUCCCUCCCUGGGCCGGAACUUGCGGGGAUCUUUCCCAAGGUUGAAUUGGAGGGGAAAAGGUGCUCAGAAAGAUUUGGCCUCUACAAGGCACCGGAUGAAGACGAGAAGGCUGUUAUUCUGUCUAGAUUGAAUAAAUUGAGAAACCACUAUCACAGGCAGCAGAACAAGCGUCUGCAAUCUCCUGCCACGAUUUCUAGUCACACCACAACAGCUCAUGUAGUUGUUUUUAUUUUUUUAAUGGUAUUUGUGAAGAGCUUACAUGUACCAGCCACUGUACUGAGCACUGGUGUAGAUACAAGCUAAACAGGUUGGACACAGUCCUUGUCCCACAUAGGGUUCACGGUUUCCAUCCCCACUUUACAGAUAAGGGAACUGAGGCACAGAGAAGUUAAGUGACUUGUCUGAGAUCACAUAGUGACAGGUGGCAGAACCGGAGUUAGAACCCAGGCCUACAUUCUAUCCACAAGGCCACGCUGCUUCUCCGGGUAUACUGUAUAUUGUUGUGCUGUUCUGCCUUGAAUUACUCUUAACAAAGAUUAAUCAAUAGUUUGGGGUUACUUAAUGGCACGGUGUAAAGCACAUAAAGGAACUGCAUGCUAUUUUUCCAUAGAGUUGGAACCGUUCCCAAUUUGUAACGUGUAAGUCUACGGGAAGCAGUACCCCAACGUUCAGCCACUCACAGCCCCUCCACAUUUUCAAGGACAUCAAAACUGUAUUGGGUUUGCCUGAACAGCAGUCCUGUGUACUAGAAGAUGCUACCAACUGUGAAGAAUUUGUAGGUGGGUGUCUGACAGAAAAGGCCAAUGUCAAAGACUUUGAAGGUCCCCGGCUGCUAGAAGAGACUUGUUCCCAUUACCCAGAGUUGGGAGAUAGGCCACAGAAGCAGUGUAGCGUAGCGGAAAAAGCGUGGACCUGGGAGUUAGAAAACUUGGGUUCCGAUCCCAGCUCUGCCACUUGUCUGCUGUUGGACCUUGGGUAAGUCAUUUAACUUCUUGUGCUUCGAUUACCUCACGUAAAAUGGGGAUUCAAUCCUCCUCCCUCCAACUUAAACUGUGAGCCCCAUGCGGCAAAGGAACUGGGUCCAACCUAAAUAACUUGUGCUUAGAAUAGUGUUUUAUACAUAGUAAGCACUUAACAAAUACCAUAAAGAAUAAAAAGAAGCUAGAAGCUUCUAGAGCAAGUCACAGACCAGAACCAAGAUCUAGGCCCUCAGUUCACACUUAAAAAUGUUCCAUGCCCGUGGCUUCCUGCAGCCCAUAACUGUUUGACUGUGUGACAGUUCUGCCCCUUGUUUGGUGGUGUUGCUUCAUACGGUAGGUAAUGUGUCUGUUAUAUUGUACUCUCCCAAGUGCUUACUACAGUGCUCUGUACACAAUAAGUCCUCAAUAAAUACGACUGACUGACUGGUA